Aspergillus heteromorphus CBS 117.55 is the source of this 1887-nucleotide messenger RNA. RefSeq lists its product as uncharacterized. Bases 1 to 1887 code for a protein of 628 amino acids. The record is from RefSeq and is a predicted model, not a curated record. Lineage: Eukaryota; Fungi; Ascomycota; Eurotiomycetes; Eurotiales; Aspergillaceae. The transcript has a single exon.
AUGGCGGAUCAGAACUCACCCGCACGCACAAGCUCCCCGGCGAUCGUCGGUAUCUACGGCUGCGGGGAGAGCGCCGUCCUUGAUCUACUGAGGGUGGAAUGUGACUCCAGAUUUUUCUUUCUCAUCGACAGCCUGCAAGAGAUGAGCAAUUCUCGGGUCCCCGCGGAGGCAGCAGCACAGUUCCAUUACCGCGAGAAUUUCUGGCCCGAAUUCAAGAAAGGCUGCCAGGGGACCGGGAUACCGGCGGUCGUCACUAGUUUCUACACGGCCGGGAUCGACGAGUGUAUAGAUUCUACAAACUUGAUGUUGACUGCGACAGAGCUAAUGGCGUUUACUCACAUCGUAUAUCUGGAUCAACCCGUGACCGAGAUCCAAGAGCUUCUGGACGACCCGAUGGUGCCCGAUGAUCCGUUGCUUGAGCGGAGAGAAAAGGAAAAAGCCCACCUCCGGCGUCUGUGCCACGAUAAUCAGGUCACCUUUGUGGUAUCUCCACACGAGGCGCCGAUCUCGGCCAAAAUGAUCAUGACUUUUCUGUUCGAGAACGAGGAAACCAACCGGCAGGUUGCCAAGAUCGCUUUGGAUAUCCCCUUUCUUCUUGACCUGGACAAGGCGGAGACAGCCUUGGUCUUCAAUGCGGAUAGUGUCUUGACCUCGAUAGACAUAGAGACUGCAUUCCAGAAGGGGCUGUGCGCCUAUCGGUCAGGAAGUGAAAAUCUCCUUCAUCGGCACAUACUCAGUCACCUUUGGGCUCAACCAUACCUAGCUUGCUGCCAGCGUGUUAUGAGGCGCGGGGAGGUCGGAAUAAAGGUCUACGAGGAAAUAUGCAAAUCUGUUGCCGAUCGGGUACUCAUUCAUCCCGAGUUCCAGAGCUUUCUAGAGAAGGCCUUGGAGAAGAAUCAUAUUUGUGUAUUCCUGCUUACAUCCCGGCCACGUCUCAUCUGGGACAUAGUCCUGGAAAGGAAGAAAUUGGGCGGGGGGGUCAAAUUGCAACUGAUGGGAGGGGACCAUAUUUUUGAUGAUUUUAUCAUGACACCAGAAAUGAUGCCUGUCCUUGUGCGUCACCUUCGAACAACCAAGAACCUCAAAGUUUGGGCUUUUGGCGGCUUAAGAGAUCAGGACAUGAUGAGAGAGGCACAUGCGGCCAUGGUCCUUUUAGACAUGAGUCUUUCCUUGAACGCACAAAAGAAUGCCAUGAAGGCUGUCAUUGACGGCGGUAUUCCAGCAAGCCCGAUAAAGAUUCCUCGUCUGUCCACACACAUGACUCCUGGAAACAACAUGACAACCCAAUUCUUUAAAGACUGCGUUCUGUCACUUCCUGGGAGGCUGCAAGUUUUUCAUCCCAACGACAAGGCUCCUGCCAAUCAGAUUCUGAUUUCUGGUGCGGAAACACCAUCAUUACCCUCUUCCUCGGAUUACCAAGGAGCGUCCAAGGAAGCUGCGCGUUAUCUUUGGGACCAUAUAAUGAGAAAAAUAAUAGAGGCCUACCAGAAUGAAUCUUUCGAUAUGGGCGUUGUCCCGCCAGCCGAGCCGAGAAUCUUGAUUGUGGCAACAACAAAGGAGGGCAGGAGAAUGGCUGAUGAUAUAAAGGGAACCCUUUCUGAUCCCACAAUCCACGAAGCGAUGAUGGCUAGAGAUAUCUCCAAGAGUCACCUGGCGGAUAUCGACAUGGUUGUGCUGACAAGAGGUAUCUUACAUAGUGGAAGCAACAUCCCGAAUUUUGUGCACCGAAUAUUGUGUAUAAAUCCCACAAUGCCUAUCAUAGUGGCUGCAGAGAAGGCUUUUUACAAUGCGACUGUUCCCUGCAGCGACAUCAGGGCUCUGUGUGAAACAACAAGCAUCAAGAUUGCCACGCUGAAUUUUGCGGGAGUUCCGAACUAUGACCAAUGA